This is a messenger RNA of Hordeum vulgare subsp. vulgare (domesticated barley), 1962 nucleotides long. RefSeq names its product aspartic proteinase NANA, chloroplast-like. Bases 173 to 1828 code for a protein of 551 amino acids. The transcript has 2 exons. Gene Ontology annotation, molecular function: aspartic-type endopeptidase activity. Lineage: Eukaryota; Viridiplantae; Streptophyta; Magnoliopsida; Poales; Poaceae. Gene Ontology annotation, biological process: proteolysis. The record is from RefSeq and is a predicted model, not a curated record.
UGCCUAAUUUGCAAGCACUGGCUUGAAGGCAAUUUCUUUCACAAAUCAUAGAACCAUAUACGAGUAAUAAUGUGCUAAACACCCUAAUUAAUCACAUAGCAUUAUUUCGGCAAGAUAUGCCUAAUUCCCUUCUCAGACACUGUCAUCCGGCUGACACACCGCUCGUGGCCGCAUGAUUAACGGGUCGAGCCGAAUCGGGCAGCAAAUGAUUCCCGACCCGCCAUCGCCAACGAAGCAAGCACCCAACGCAAUCAACCGCGUUAUAUCCAUCCAUGUAUGGAGGCCGCAGGCGACUUUUAUAAAAGCCGCCUCCCCUCGCCGUUGCCGGACACUGCCAAAAAGCAGGGGCCGCCAACCUCCCCUCCGCUCUGCUCUGCUCUGUUCGCCAUUGUCGUCCGGUGAAGCAAUGGCGCGCUGUGGUGUCGCCGUUCUCUUGCCGAUCCUGCUGGCCUGUGUCGCGGCGUCGGCUGCCGCGGGCGGUGCGGAUCGGCAGCACCGGCGGGGGAGCGGGGCGUCGGCGCGGCUGCAGCUGGUGCCCGCCGCUCCGGGCGCGUCGCUGGCAGAGCGCGCGCAGGACGACCGGCACCGGCACGCCUACAUCUCCGCGAGGCUGGCGUCGUCGUCGUCGUCGUCAAGCCGGCGCCGCGCGGCCGAGACGUCGACCGCCCCGAUGCCCGAGGCGUCGGCGUUCGCGAUGCCGCUGACGUCGGGCGCGUACACGGGCACGGGGCAGUACUUCGUGCAGUUCCGCGUGGGCACCCCCGCGCAGCCCUUCGUGCUCGUCGCCGACACCGGCAGCGACCUCACCUGGGUCAAGUGCCGCGGGCGCCGCGCGUCCUCGCCGGACGCGUCUCCGUUAGCGUCGCCGCGCGUGUUUCGGCCGGCCAACUCCAAGUCGUGGGCGCCCAUCCCGUGCUCCUCCGACACGUGCAAGUCCUACGUCCCCUUCUCCCUCGCCAACUGCUCCGCCGGCACCACCCCGCCCGCCCCCUGCGGCUACGACUACAGGUACAAGGACAAGUCGUCGGCCCGCGGCGUGGUGGGCACGGACGCGGCGACCAUCGCGCUGUCCGGCUCCGGCUCGGACAGGAAGGCGAAGCUGCAGGAGGUGGUGCUGGGCUGCACCACCUCCUACGACGGCCAGAGCUUCCAGUCCUCGGACGGCGUGCUCAGCCUCGGCAACAGCAACAUCUCAUUCGCCUCCCGCGCUGCCGCGCGCUUCGGGGGCCGCUUCUCAUACUGCCUCGUCGACCACCUCGCCCCGCGCAACGCCACCAGCUACCUCACGUUCGGCCCCGUUGGCGCCGCGCAUUCGCCGUCCAGGACGCCGCUGCUGCUCGACGCCCAGGUGGCCCCGUUCUACGCCGUCACGGUCGACGCCGUGUCCGUCGCCGGGAAGGCGCUCAACAUCCCUGCCGAGGUGUGGGACGUCAAGAAGAACGGGGGUGCCAUCCUCGACUCCGGCACCAGCCUCACCAUCCUCGCCACCCCGGCGUACAAGGCGGUGGUGGCUGCGCUGAGCAAGCAGCUGGCCAGAGUGCCGCGGGUGACCAUGGACCCGUUCGAGUACUGCUACAACUGGACGGCCACGAGAAGGCCGCCGGCCGUCCCGAGGCUGGAGGUGCGGUUCGCCGGGUCGGCGCGGCUUCGGCCGCCGACCAAGAGCUACGUGAUCGACGCGGCGCCCGGCGUCAAGUGCAUCGGGCUGCAGGAGGGCGUGUGGCCCGGGGUGUCCGUCAUCGGCAACAUCCUGCAGCAGGAGCACCUCUGGGAGUUCGACCUCGCCAACCGCUGGCUUAGGUUUCAGGAGAGCCGUUGUGCACAUUAAUUAAUUAAUUAGGCAGCACUUAGUGGUCAUUUCUUCUGGUUCCGUUUUCCUUGUUUCCCGUAAGGGUCUCGCUGAUUCUGUAAGGCUCUCUGUCAUAAGCAAGCGUUAAUGAAAUGCAUGGGAUGAAGGUACUA